This is a messenger RNA of Styela clava, 1147 nucleotides long. The record is from RefSeq and is a predicted model, not a curated record. NCBI's taxonomy places the organism in Eukaryota, Metazoa, Chordata, Ascidiacea, Stolidobranchia, Styelidae.
UAGGCUAACUGAAACUUACAAUAUUCGGACAAUCAUGACAGAACAAAAUCCAUGGAGAAAUUUAGUAGCUGGUGGCGUCGGUGGUGUAGCCACAGCUGUGAGCGGACAUCCAUUCGAUACAGUUAAAGUUCGUUUGCAAACCCAUUCACUUCUCGGAUCUACACAAAGAACGUACAGAAACGCUUUAGACUGUUCAAUCAAAAUUUUGAAAGGAGAAGGAAUAAGAGGUUUCUACAAAGGAUUGGGAGCACCAAUCGCCAUUGCUACGCCCUCGUGGGCUUUGGGUUUUCUUGGUUACGAAAUUGGAAAAGAUGCUAUUCGCUGGUAUAGUGGGAAUUAUACAAACAAGUUGUCUCUACUAGAAGUCUUUUUUGCUGGUGCACUGUCGGGUGCGUUUGCUGCAGCUGUUGUAGCUCCUGGAGAAAGAAUGAAAUGCAUAUUGCAAAUACAGAGCGAGGUAACAAACAAAAAAUAUAGCGGGUUGUGGGACUGUUUCAAGACUCUAUAUCGCACAGGUGGGAUAACGAGUAUAUAUCGAGGCAUUAUGUUGACUCUCUUCAGAGAAAUUUUUGGAAACGGAGCUUUUUUCGCGACGGUUGAGUAUAUCAAACGUAAAUUCCCAGAAGAAGAAACCUUGAACAUUCGAAAUACAAUUUUGGCUGCAGGUACUGGAGGAAUGGUUUUCUGGGUAAUUGGUAUGCCGGUUGACGUUCUGAAGUCUAAAUUUCAAACUGCACCAGAUGGUAGAUACAACGCAAUCGUAGAUGUAGUAAAAGAAAUUGCUCGCAAUGAUGGAUUAAAGGGGUUUUAUAGAGGUUUUGGUCCGGCUAUUUUGAGGGCUUUUCCUUCCCAUGCGUGUUGCUUCGUUGCAUACGAACAAACUUUACGUUUGUUUGAAACACAAUUUUGAAGAAAACAAAAUAGGCCUAAUGCAUGUAUAGUAUUUGUCAUUGCACUUCAAUUAUAUAAGCAAGUUUCGCCGGAGUAGGUCGCAAACAUUUAUCAAAACGCUAUAUGAGUAGACUUAAUAUAUGAUGUAUAUCUACGCACCUAUCUUCCAACUUUCAGAUAACAUGCUCUCUCAAUCUUACUCCAUUUUCACUGUUUAUAUAGAGAUAUUUAAAUGUUUGCAAAACUAUAGGUUCUG